Messenger RNA from Peromyscus leucopus (white-footed mouse), 499 nucleotides. Its product is annotated as elongin-B-like. The coding region runs from base 20 to 499 and encodes 159 amino acids. Lineage: Eukaryota; Metazoa; Chordata; Mammalia; Rodentia; Cricetidae. Gene Ontology annotation, biological process: transcription elongation by RNA polymerase II. The transcript has a single exon. Gene Ontology annotation, cellular component: VCB complex; elongin complex. Gene Ontology annotation, molecular function: protein binding. The record is from RefSeq and is a predicted model, not a curated record.
GGCACCAGUGAGACCAGACAUGCACUGUCUCCACAUUUCACUUGAGAUUACAGGAGUUGUCUUUGAAGAAAGAAUGUCUCCGUUUUUCCCUGGCUCUUUACAGCUUUUUACAGGCUUUCCCUGUAAAGCCUUCAGGGAAAGCACCAGAGCUGGCUCUGCAACAUGGGACUCACAACCAUCAGAGAAGAUGUUUCUCAUGAUCCGCCGCCACAAGACCACCAUCUUCACGGAAGCCAAGGAGACGAGUACCGUGUUCCAGCUAAAGCGUGUUGUCCAAGGCAUCCUCCAGCGGCCUCCAGAAGAGCAGCGGCUGUACAAAGAUGACCAGCUCCUUGAUGACAGAAAAACUCUGGGCGAAUGUGGCUUCACUAGCCAGACAGCAUGGAUACAUGCCCCAGCCACAGUGGGCCUGGCCUUCGGUGCAGAGAAUGCCUUUGAAGCCCUGCACAUUGAGCCCUUCUCCAUCCCUCUGGAGCUUCCAGAUGUGAUGAAGCCAUAG